Messenger RNA from Betta splendens (Siamese fighting fish), 2748 nucleotides. RefSeq names its product galectin-3-binding protein B-like. NCBI's taxonomy places the organism in Eukaryota, Metazoa, Chordata, Actinopteri, Anabantiformes, Osphronemidae. The record is from RefSeq and is a predicted model, not a curated record. The coding region runs from base 715 to 2403 and encodes 562 amino acids. The transcript has 6 exons. Gene Ontology annotation, cellular component: membrane.
UGCUGUUUUAUAGUUUGCCCCUGGUUUUAUACGCUCGAAUGAAGCAUGAAGCCCUAAAGAUGGAAGGUGAAGCGUCUUUAACCACUAACACGGUGUCCGGUCGCUACUAAACACGAAUGAGGAUCUUCUUUAUUAUUAUUUUGUCUUUGUAAACAGAUAGAAUUAAAUAGGGUUUAACAGGACUUUUAGACUCAUCACUUGAUGUUUCUUUAUUUGCUAAACAUCAUAUUUGAGUAUGUGCUUGACUCCAUCCAUCCAUCUUCUACCAUGCGGGGUGCUGGAGCCCAUCCAGUCAUCUAUGGGUGAGAGGCAGGGUACACCCUGGACAGGUAACCAGUCCAUCAACACACACACACACACACACACACACACAACCAUUCACACACACUCACGCCUACAGGCAAUCCAGAGUGACCAAUGAACCCAAGGCAUGUUUCUGGACCGUGGGAGGAGAACCCGGAGAACUCGGAGAACCCGGAGAGAACCCACGCGAACACGUGGAGAACAUGCCAACUCCAAACAGAAAGGCACCCGCUGCGCCUCCGGGAAUCGAACCCAGGACCUUCCCACUCAUGUGACUCAUGUGACCCAAAUGUGGCGUGUUAGUGCAUAUUUAGUGGGUGUGGUGACUCUAGAAGUAGAUGAAGCUGUGCACACAUUUCUUCCACCUUUCUUCAAAUCACCUCAUUCUCAGCUCAGUUUAUUGCAGUUAAAAUGAAAGAAAACACCUUAUUAUUCUUCACGUUUCUGCGCAGCAUCAGCUUGUGUGCAGGUGAAGAGGAAGGUUUUGUCCGUCUGGCUGGUGGACAGGAUUCCUCUGAGGGACGCGUGGAGGUAUUCCACAACGGUGCCUGGGGAACGGUGUGUGAUGAUAACUGGGACAUGAAUGAUGCCAAGGUGGUGUGUAAGCAGCUACGCUUCCCUGGUGCCAGAGAAGCUUUGCAAUCUGCAGCAUUUGGCCAAGGUGUGGGCAACAUCUGGAUGGAUGAUUUAAAUUGUGAGGGGACAGAAGGACACCUGCUCUUUUGCACAUUUGCUGGCUGGGGGACCCAUAACUGUGGUCACGGGGAGGAUGCUGGAGUCAGGUGUGAAAGUGGACCAGAGCCGGUGGACGCCGAGCUCAGGCGCGAGUACGACCUGGACCACAACGCCAGCCUGUCGCGUGAGCUCGGGCAGCUGUUCGACAGCGGCCGCGCCUGCGACCUGAACAUCGCUGUGGUGGUGGACGCCAGCACCGUGGAGACCAUCUGCGCUCACAGCGUAAUCCUGGCUCUGAACGCACACCUCCAGGCGUCCCAACCGGACUUCAGCCGCCUCAGCAUCAGCGCCACAGCUGACUGCAGCCAACACGCCACCACGUUUGUCAGAUAUUUCUACACCAGGAAGGUUAAAAUGACACUGUCCUCCUCCCACUGCAUUCUCAACAUGGCCUCCAGCUGGGGCCUGAGGGAGCUCCAGGAUGAAGCCGAACAUGUGUUCAGACUGUUUCUCACAGAGGACGUCCUCUUCCAGAACCAGAACCUUUUCUAUGCGUACGCAGUCCGGGCCGGCGAUGCGGCUCUGCAGGAGGUCUGCCUUCGUUUUCUGGCCUGGAACUGUGAGGCACUGAUCCGAUCCCCAGCCUGGACCGCCCUUCCCUUCCACCUGCUCCAGGCUCUUCUCCCCCGAUCGGACCUCGUGGUGCGGAACGAGACCGUCCUCCUGGCAGCACUGGAGAGAUGGGCCGCAGCCCAGCAGAACGCAACGUUUCAGGAGCUCCUUCUGAAACUCAUCCGUUUCCCAAUGAUACCGGCGGAGGACUUAUACACCCUGGACAGCUCGCGGUACCAAGCCAGCAUGCUGCAGGGGUUCCAGUUCAACGCCCUGCCCGUCAGAGCGCUGCUCAGCGACCUGACGCACACACUUUAUUCCUACAGGUCCAGGGUUUACACUGGCGGCCCGUGGAGCUUCUCCUUCAGCACCCACGACGUCACAGCUUUUAAGAACUCCGGGCACUACCGCCUCCGGGGCCAGAACAUCGACAGUCUGACGUCAGACUUCCAGACACCUGUCCACAGCAGCGCGUACUUUGCUUUACACAGCGUGCGCUGGAAGGCCCGCGUAUACACCAGCGCUCGGGACUGCUCCGGGGACAGCGUCUCCUGCCCCUCUCUGCCUGCUGUCGCUCUGAAGAUUCAGGACAAGAACAGCGGCGUGCCCAGCGAGACGGAGCAGCGUAUACGUUACAGCAACAGGCUCGUGGUCAUGUGUGAAGGGAGGUAUGUGUUCCACGUUGGGGAGUUUAAUGGUGUCAGUGGUGAGAACCUGGUGGUUGUCCCAGACGGCACACAACAAGUCUAUCCAUGCCACUCAAACCGGUUCUCCUACCAGGUGGUGGUGCGUCCUGAGUUCUCCACCAGUUAAUCUGGGUUUUCCUAUGGGAACGGCUCCAGUGAGGAGCAUUCAUAAGGACAUUAUUAUUGUGUCCAGGGUGCAGUCUCUGAUCUAAUAGAGUUACUGGAUUUGUGAAGUCUGACAAAGGUCAGUGUCCGGCUGCUGACUGAGUGCGUAGGUGCAUGAGGCUUACGUGGGAUCAAGAGGUUAUUGUUGGUUGGAGUCUCAGUAAUUCGCUUCAUGAUACGACCAGCAUGAGACAAGUCUGUCCGUGUCUAUCAAACCUGUUCUACCUAUGAUACAUCACACAUCUCACUAGCGAUGCAAAAUCUGUCCCUCAGAAAAAAAUAUAAUAAAAGACAACUGUGGUUCUAA